CCGCAUAACCCCACUUUUCUAUUCCCCAAUUGCCUAAAUAUUCCGGCAACAAGUACCUCUCGCGCUGGGCCUUGUCCAAGAAGACAUAAAAGGGGAAGAGAUGCCGCUUACUGACAUGCUUCUCAUUCAUCCGUGCCUCUCAUUCAGCAGCUUCAUCGACCAUCGUUCAACUGUGCUACGUUCGAUCUCAUAUGUAAUACAGUCGCUGUGCCCUCACUCUAUUUACAACCCAACCAUACCUCAAACCCAGCACACUAUAUCGUACGGAAAUGAGUCCCUCGAUCCCGGAAGAGACAACCGAGGCCCUACUGACGGUGCAGCCCGUGUCUAUCACCAAUGACAACUUUUCGCGUUGGGGCCAAGUUGUGCGCUUGCCGGAUGCAGAUCCCAAUGCCGUCCAGGUUAAUCAAGGCACUGCCCAAAAGUUCUCCCACCUAGCCGAGUUCGUCAAUUUGCGUCCGCCUGCGACGGAUAGCGCGAACCCCAACCCAUCAUUGGCAUCUGCGGCCGCCAACAUCGCCAUAUUUAAAUGCUACAAACCCGUCACUACACCUCAGUUCCCAAUCAGGCUGCUGGAGCGUCACCCGUACUCCUCGCAGAUGUUCAUGCCCAUGGGAGGGGAUGGAAACGGAAGCUAUGUUGUUGUCACCGCAGAGAAUGGACCUGACGACAAACCAGUGCUGAGCACAAUGCAGGCUUUCAAGUGCAACAACACCUUGGGAAUCAACUACAAGCCUAACGUAUGGCAUCACCCUAUGAUCGUGAUUGAGAAGCCGGUCCAGUUCAUGACCAUCACGCACGAAUCUGGGGUACCUCUAGAGGACUGUGAAGAGUACUGGUUCACAAAGGAGAGUGGAUCCGAAGGAGGUGCUGCAGCUUUGAUCCAGCUGGUGUAGUCAAACAU
Gamsiella multidivaricata is the source of this 904-nucleotide messenger RNA. Its product is annotated as ureidoglycolate hydrolase. NCBI's taxonomy places the organism in Eukaryota, Fungi, Mortierellomycota, Mortierellomycetes, Mortierellales, Mortierellaceae. The record is from RefSeq and is a predicted model, not a curated record. Bases 270 to 896 code for a protein of 208 amino acids. Gene Ontology annotation, biological process: allantoin catabolic process. Gene Ontology annotation, molecular function: ureidoglycolate lyase activity; ureidoglycolate hydrolase activity. The transcript has 2 exons.